Leucoraja erinaceus (little skate) is the source of this 1197-nucleotide messenger RNA. Its product is annotated as Galectin-related protein A-like. Gene Ontology annotation, molecular function: carbohydrate binding. The coding region runs from base 546 to 908 and encodes 120 amino acids. NCBI's taxonomy places the organism in Eukaryota, Metazoa, Chordata, Chondrichthyes, Rajiformes, Rajidae. The record is from RefSeq and is a predicted model, not a curated record. The transcript has 5 exons.
CGUGGGGAUGAAUGGACAUGUCCUGUGGGGGCAGAUGCAAUAGUGGCGUUUAAGAGACUUUUAAAUAGGCACAUGGACGUGCAAGUAGUAGAGGGAUAUGGAUCAUGUACAGGCUGAUGACAUCAGUUUAACGGCAUCGUGUUCGGAGCAAACAUUGUGGGCUGAAGGGCUUGUUCCUGUGCUGUACUUUACUAUAGAAGAUAGACACAAAGGCUAGAGUGACUCGUGUUCAAGAAGGAACUGCAGAUGUUGGAAAAUCGAAGGUACACAAAAAAGCUGGAGAAACUCAGCGGGUGCAGCAGUAUCUAUGGAGCGAAGGAAAUAGGCAACGUUUCGGGCCGAAACCCUUCUUCAGCGAGUCAGGCAGCAUCUCUGGAGAAAAAGGAUGGGUGACAUUUCAGGAGAAUAUCAGAGGAAGAGAGCAGGAAUCAGGGUUUUAUGGUGAGGAUAAAUGACGGUGGCAGCAGUCUUCCUUGGACUUUGUGGGAUAACAUUUACUGGUGAAGCCCUUUGUCGGUCAGAUCAAAGGUGGGUUGAAGCCAUCGAUGAAGAUGACCAUUAUGGGGAUAGUUCAUUCAAAGCCUGACAGAUUUGUGCUAACUCUCAUCAGCAACCCUUUGGAACCAGAGACGGACAUCGGCCUCGAAGUGACUGUUAGCUUCCGGGAACGCUCAGUUGUUCGAAAUGCCAAAGUUUCAGGCAAAUGGGGAAAAGAAGAGAAAAAUAUACCUUAUUUCCCUUUCACACCUAUGCAACACUUCAAGAUGGAAAUCCUAUGUGAACACCAGCAAUUCCGUGUGCAAGUCGACGGACAGCAACUGUUUGACUUCACGUAUCGCUUCCAGCAACUACAAAAAUUAACUGCAUUAAAAAUUACAGGUGACCUUCGACUGACAAAAGUAGUUUAAUCCUUGUACUAAGUUUCUCGAAAAAAAGUUACAAUUUAAGGCGAUGGUUUACCCAGUAAGAAUUGUUUUAAAGAAUUGUUUUAAAGUCUGCACUUUCUUCAGUCCUGCAACAUUUGCCUUCUGAGCAGCGAGCAUUAUGUCUGGCGGGCAGUAAAAAAAUUGUAAAACCAUUUAGAAUUUGUUUGACUUGAGUUAUUCAAAUAUUUGAUUUGACUUUAAAAGCAAGCCAGCAUCUUGAACUGUUAAGAACCAACUUUUUUAAAUUAAAUAUGAAUUAUGUUCCAAAGUC